UCCAUUCAGUCGCUUCCAAAACUUUCGGAAAAUGAACGCUUUUAUCGCACUGUUCGUAGCCCUGUUUGCUGUUGCCUGUGCGGCUCCCCAGGGUUCCUCAUCCGAUAGCACGGCACCGAUCGUGAGUGAUACUUCCGACAUCAAACCCGACGGUAGCUUCCAGUACUCCUACGAAACAGGAAACGGAAUCAAAGCCGAGAGCCAGGGAUCGCUGAAGAGUGUACAAGUACCGAAAGCCGAUGGAAGUGGAACCGAAGAAGCUCAAGCGCUCGUCCAAACCGGAAGCUUCUCCUACAAGUCGCCCGAUGGUACACCGAUCGAACUGAAGUAUACCGCGGAUGAGAAUGGAUUCCAUCCGGAAGGAUCCCAUCUCCCGGUGGCACCUGCUGCUACACAAUAGAACAGCUUUUAUAUUUUAUUUGUCAAGAGAUUUUUCGAAAGUGCGUGGACUGAACCAAUACAUAUUAUUUUUACAGCAAUAAAAUAUUCGCAA
Molecule: messenger RNA, 493 nt
Organism: Topomyia yanbarensis
Lineage: Eukaryota; Metazoa; Arthropoda; Insecta; Diptera; Culicidae
Product: larval cuticle protein LCP-17-like
Exons: 1
Coding region: 32-400 (122 amino acids)
Cellular component (GO): chitin-based extracellular matrix
Molecular function (GO): structural constituent of chitin-based larval cuticle
Source: RefSeq, a predicted model, not a curated record